AUGGCUGAACAAGAAGUUAAACUUACAAAGAAACAAAAGAAGGCUCUUGAAUUCCGUAACAAAACCAAAAAGGACAAGACUGAAGAAUCAAAACCUGAAAACAAAGAUGACCAAAUAGAAAAAGUACCAUCUAAUGAGACAAAUGAAGAUGGUGAACCUAAAAAGAAACGUAAAACAAGAAGAGGUAAAAAGGGUAAAGGUUCCAAUAGUGCCCCAAGAUUCUUACUGUUUGUCGGGAACUUGCCUUAUGAUAUUAAUGAAACUGAACUGCUGGCCCAUUUCGCUGCUGCAAAUCCAGAUAGAAUAAGGAUUAGAACUGAAAAGGGUAUCGCAUUUUUAGAAUUUGAUGGAUCCGGUCGUGAUAUACAACAUAAGAUGGAAGUUGCCUUGCGUAUGCAUCGUUCUACUUUGAGAAAUAGAAAGAUAAAUGUUGAACUAACCGUUGGUGGUGGGGGUAAUUCCAACAAUAGAUUGGAGAAAAUCAGAGAGAAAAAUACUAAACUAUUAGAUGAAAGAAAGCAAAGACUAAAAGAGGAAAGAGCUGAAAAGGAUAAAAAGAAAGCUGCUCCAACUCCUGAAGAAAUGGGUAAUGUUCAUCCUUUGAGAGCUAAAAUGAUUGGUCGUUAA
This is a messenger RNA of Hansenula anomala, 627 nucleotides long. RefSeq names its product Nop6p (gene NOP6). Lineage: Eukaryota; Fungi; Ascomycota; Saccharomycetes; Phaffomycetales; Wickerhamomycetaceae. Gene Ontology annotation, molecular function: RNA binding. The transcript has a single exon. The coding region runs from base 1 to 627 and encodes 208 amino acids. The record is from RefSeq and is a predicted model, not a curated record.